Molecule: messenger RNA, 2995 nt
Organism: Cicer arietinum (chickpea)
Lineage: Eukaryota; Viridiplantae; Streptophyta; Magnoliopsida; Fabales; Fabaceae
Product: serine/threonine-protein kinase TOUSLED
Biological process (GO): peptidyl-serine phosphorylation; intracellular signal transduction; chromosome segregation
Cellular component (GO): nucleus
Molecular function (GO): protein serine/threonine kinase activity; ATP binding
Source: RefSeq, a predicted model, not a curated record
UAUUACUCAUUUGUUUGAAGUAAUGCUUCAUUCAUUCUCUCACAUCCCCAAUAUAAUCAAUCAAUCUUCCCUCCUAAGAUUUUGAUUCUCAAAACCACUCUUAACCAAACUCAAAAACCCUAGAUUCUCUCUUUUCAAUCCAUUAAUAAUUCUCUGAGUUUUUCACCCAAAAUAUACUCAAAAUUCUCAAAAUUUCCCCAUUUUUUUGUUGCUUCCCAUCACAAUCACUCACACACCCCAUCUUAAUUUUUUUUUUUUACCUUUUAAUUUCUUCAACUGUUUCUACAAAUUCCCCUUUUCAUAAAUCCCCAUUUCUUUACGUGGGUCUACCCAAAAUUACCACCUUUUGCUCUUUGAUCACCGAAUGUUUUGCAGUUACAGAAGCAACAAUGUCGGAUGACAUGUUGGUUCAUUUUUCGUCAAACUCUUCCAACCAAUCGGAUCAGUCUUUGCCUACAAAGAUUGCUAAGUUGGAAGCUCGAAUGGUUGGAAAAGCUUCCUCUGCUGCUUCCCAGCAACAAGGUUGGUCCUCUGUUUCUUCAGCUGGGAAAUACAGUGGACCAGCUGAAGAGUUGGUUGAACCUUGCAGUUCCAGUGAUUCUGAUGAUGAUAAUGGUGGCGAAUUCUUGAUUCAAGCCAACACGCGGAAGCGCCUUAAACUUCAAGAAGAUGAUAAUGCUGAUGUUUUUGAACGUGUUGAGGUUGUUGCUGAUGGAAGACAAACCAGUUUGGAGGCCGUGGAGACAAAAAAUAAUGUUGAUGCAAAUAGAAAGAAAUCUGGUCGUGGAAGAGGGAGUUCUGGUUCAGGUAGGGGUCGUGGUUCCAAAAGUAAUGAUCAGACCAGAACACAAAUUUCUCCCCCAACAAUUUCAUCCUCAAAUGGCCAGAUUGAGAAUAAAGAUGGUAGACUCAGAGAUCAGUUUCAUAAUGAUAAUAGUGCUUCAUUAGAGGAUGAGAAUGCAUCUUUACGUGCAAAAGUUGCUGUGUUGGAGGAAGACUUGCGUAAAGCAAAGCUAGAAACCUCUGAGCAUCAGAACCUUCGCCAACAGUUAGAAAAGGAACUGAAGGAACUGAGAGAUCUUGAACAGCAAAUGAAGCCUAAGAGAACAAAAAUAAUAUCUGAUUUGCUGAUAUCAGUUUCAAAGGCUGAGAGACAAGAAGCAAGGCUAAAAGUACGACAAGACUCGUUGAGACUUGGAAAUGUUGGUGUAAUCAGAGCUGGAACUGUCUUAUCUGAGACCUGGGAAGAUGGUCAGGCGUUAAAGGAUCUGAAUGCCCAGCUUAAACAACUGCUAGAAACAAAGGAGGCAAUUGAGCGGCAGCGCAAGUUAUUUAAGAAAAAACAAUCUGAUAAGACUGAUGGAAUCGAUGCAGAGGCUGGAUUACUGGAAGAUGUUCUCAUUCAUGAUGAAAUCUAUAAAUCUCGACUAGCCAGCAUUAAAAGGGAAGAAGAAGUUGUUUUGCGAGAGAGGGAUCGCUAUGAACUAGAGAAGGGAAGACUAAUUCGUGAAAUGAAACGCAUACGGGAUGAAGAUGGUUCGCGUUUCAACAACUUUCAGAUUCUAAACCAUCGCUACGCCCUUCUAAACCUUCUUGGAAAGGGAGGAUUCAGCGAGGUGUACAAGGCUUUUGACUUGGUGGAUCAUAGAUACGUCGCUUGCAAGCUUCAUGGUUUAAAUGCUCAAUGGAGUGAAGAGAAGAAACAAAGUUACAUAAGACAUGCAAUUCGGGAGUAUAACAUUCACAAGACCUUGGUCCAUCGUCACAUUGUUCGUUUAUGGGACAUCUUUGAGAUUGAUCCAAAUACAUUCUGCACUGUUCUAGAGUAUUGCAGCGGGAAAGAUCUUGAUGCUGUUCUUAAAGCAACGCCUAUUUUGCCUGAGAGGGAGGCUAGGGUCAUUUUAGUUCAGAUUUUUCAAGGCCUUAUUUACAUGAAUAAAAGAACACUGAAGAUUAUUCAUUAUGAUUUAAAGCCGGGAAAUGUUUUGUUUGAUGAGCUUGGUAUUGCCAAAGUAACUGAUUUUGGUCUUAGCAAGAUAGUGGAGAAUGAUGUGGGAUCCCAGGGCAUGGAGCUUACAUCUCAGGGGGCUGGAACAUAUUGGUAUUUGCCGCCUGAAUGCUUUGAGCUCAGCAAAACACCUCUUAUAUCAUCCAAGGUUGAUGUCUGGUCUGCUGGUAUUCUGUUCUACCAAAUGCUCUUUGGCAGGCGUCCUUUCGGACAUGACCAAACACAAGAGAGAAUACUUCGUGAAGACACAAUUAUUAAGGCACGCAAGGUCGAAUUUCCCCCUAAACCUACCGUUUCUAAUGAGGCAAAGGAAUUUAUUCGGCGGUGUCUAACAUAUAACCAGGGCGAGAGACCAGAUGUAUUAACCAUAGCUCAAGAUCCAUAUCUCACUUACUUAAAGAAGUAGUGAUGUUCAUUGACAUGGCUUUGUUACCCUCACCCCACCAAAAUAAAGCAUAUGGGGGGGACUUAUCAUCAAACUUCAGACACUGAAUAUAUGUCAAAUUUUGUAUAGCCUGUGAAGAUUUUCUGAUCUCAAAUGAGGCAGAGAAAGGAUGUUUCCCCAUUCUCAAAGGAAGUCUUGUUGUCUUCACACAUUUAUCUUCUGGUUCAAAAUAUUGGAGUGGCAAAAGGCAAGUUGGUUUUACUUGUGACCUUAAAACGGUCAUGAUGUAUAGGUGAGAGAAGGUUUUCUUGAUUUUUUUUAAUAAUCUUCUUGCCACCAUUAUAGGAUUUUAUUGCAUAUUGAUUGGCUACUUUUUUCUUUUAAUUUGUGGAGAGUUGUUUUAAAGACAAAAUUUGGUUAAGGGUUUGUUUGUGUUAAAUUGGACUAACCAUAUGGGCAACAUCUACCAUGAACUACCCCAAUAGAUGGUUUGGCCUAAUAUGUGGUGCUUGGUACAAAAGUAGUUUUCAACCAUUGGAUGUGAUGUAUUUCAAUCAAACGGCCGUGAUAAAAUAAUGAUAUAAACAUUUUGUUGUUUGCAA